UACAUCGUAAGAUGCAAGAAUUUCCCAGAACGGAUAUGAUGGACGAUACUCAACUAAAAUUCCCCUUGCAAACUUGGAACUACUAUGAAAAGAAAUGUGGUCCUAACCUCGUAACCAUAAGGGCAAUUUUGCUGCAAUAGUUGACUCAGUCACCAUCAACAUUCAACUAACUGUUCAAACGUCGUCGCAAGUCUUUGGAGCACAAAAACGAACUUCAGCCUCGACGACUCUGUCACCACUAACCAGCUCCGGCGGACAGCAAGCUGCCGGUGGCAUCAGCUUUGCACAAGGUACGCUAAUACAGUAUAGUCAUACCCAAGCUAUGGAAAAAUAUUUCAAGUUUGUUACUUUUCUCAAGAAACUUCCUACUGUUAUAAAAUUUGUGCGCAAUAGUAGAGAUAAAAAUUAAUUUAGAACAGUAAUUGGAGUUAUUCAAAGGGACAAAUUGUCUAUUUAUUUAGUCUUUUAAAUGGGUUGCUCCCCAAAGAAAAGAAAAGAAAAGAAAGUAAUGAAAUUGCAAGUGAUGCAAUUCUUUAUUUUUAUGCUGCCAAUUGGUUUCGGGACAGCGGUGGGUAAUUCAGUGGGGAAAGUAAAGAGAUGGGUUAUGGAGAAGAAGAGCCUCACUGGUCUGUGUUUGAUGGGGUGAAGACAAUUCCAGCAUCAGCUGAUGCAGUAAUUGCUGAGAUCGAUUCUGCCAUUUCUGCACUGGAGUAUGCCCGAGCUACUGCUUUCUUAUAUUCUAUUGUUGGUAAAAGUGACGACGGAAAAUUAAGUUCUAAAUACGAUGCUAAAAAGGCAGAUGAAGCUUAUAAAGCAGGGAUGGCAGCCAUGGCUGCUGGCAAGCUUGAUGAGGCCAUUCAGUUCCUAAAUAUUGCUCUUGCUAAGUGCCCGCCUGAUAAGACUUCUGCUGUUGCUAAGCUUCAGUCUCUUAUUUCUGUCACAUCUCAACAGCUUCGAAACUCCUCCAACUGAUUCUUCUAUGUGGUUAGAUGUGAAAGGGAAAGCUUUAGGUCUCAUGACAGAGUCAAUACCCCAAAAGUAAAGUCGCUGGUUAUGAAAUCCAAGUAUACAUCAUACUAUCACUCCUUUUGCUGAAUUUUCAAAAACUGAUCGUGAUGAGCCACACAAAUGACAAGCGUUAAUCUUCUUAAUCCAAGGAAGAGACUUUGUCCCCGUGACAGAGGUGUGUCAGCUCAUGCAUAAUAUUCUGCAUACAAUAUAUCUUUCUCCUCUCUCUCGUGAAUUAAUUUUUCUCAUGUCUGUGCUCAGAAAAUAGCUCUGGGUGCUGAUGAAAGAGACAAAUAUCAGAAGGUUUUGAACAUCUCAAAACACUGGUGGUAGCAUCAUCAGCUGUGACAUGGGUGUUGAGCUUCCAAUGCCUUGGUCAAUGAAUAUAUGCAUCUUCAGCUCUGGCCCACUUUUGUUGUUGGCGCGGCUGAAUAUUAUGUUUCUGUGCAUUAUAGCUCGCUUUGAGAUGAUUUCUUGAAGGCAUAUGUGAGAUAGAAGAUCAUACUUCAAUAGUUGCAUGGCAGAGGGAAACUAGUUUUGGUAGGAUCUGAAAAUUGUAAAAUGACAUUCUCGAAACUAGUUGCUGCUAUACCACUUCUGCUGUAAGUUGAUAUUCUAUCUGGUCUUUAAAGUUGUGUACAAAAACUUGAGUUGGAUGAUGUACAAGUAUGAAUGUAACGCUCGA
This is a messenger RNA of Coffea eugenioides, 1693 nucleotides long. RefSeq lists its product as uncharacterized. The transcript has 2 exons. Bases 598 to 972 code for a protein of 124 amino acids. NCBI's taxonomy places the organism in Eukaryota, Viridiplantae, Streptophyta, Magnoliopsida, Gentianales, Rubiaceae. The record is from RefSeq and is a predicted model, not a curated record.